Messenger RNA from Phyllostomus hastatus (greater spear-nosed bat), 1446 nucleotides. RefSeq names its product NudC domain containing 2 (gene NUDCD2). The transcript is spliced from 4 exons. Gene Ontology annotation, cellular component: cytoplasm. Gene Ontology annotation, biological process: protein folding. The record is from RefSeq and is a predicted model, not a curated record. Lineage: Eukaryota; Metazoa; Chordata; Mammalia; Chiroptera; Phyllostomidae. Bases 160 to 633 code for a protein of 157 amino acids.
GCCAUUAAGAGGGGAAAUCAAAUACACUGAGACCUCAGCUGACAUUCCUGCGCAUGAGUGGUGACCCAGGGGGAGCGGCCGGGGCGGGGCCUAAGCGUGGACGGUCAGCGCAGGCGCGCAUUUCGCUUAGUGCAGCUGUCGCCCGGAGGCACCUGGAGUAUGUCGGCCCCGUUCGAGGAGCGCAGUGGGGUGGUUCCCUGCGGGACGCCGUGGGGCCAGUGGUACCAGACUUUGGAGGAGGUGUUCAUUGAAAUUCAGGUGCCGCCAGGCACUCGCGCCCAGGAUAUCCGGUGUGAUCUGCAGAGCCGGCAUGUAGCGCUGGCGGUGGGUGGCCGCGAGAUCCUCAAGGGCAAGCUCUUUGAUUCUACAAUAGCUGAUGAGGGAACAUGGACUUUGGAGGAUAGAAAGAUGGUUCGUAUUGUUCUUACAAAGACAAAGAGAGAUGCAGCAAAUUGUUGGACUUCUCUUCUAGAAUCUGAAUAUGCAGCUGAUCCUUGGGUGCAAGACCAAAUGCAAAGAAAGCUUACAUUAGAGAGAUUCCAGAAAGAAAAUCCUGGUUUUGACUUCAGCGGAGCAGAAAUCUCAGGAAACUACACGAAAGGUGGACCAGAUUUCUCGAAUCUUGAGAAGUAGCUGCUGCUGUUUCGCUGCGUUCCGUGGACUCGAGCAGGUGUUGCCAGCUUGGUCAAAGAACAGAUUGUGUCGGGGAAGAAGAAUGUGGGUGCCUCCAGUUAACUAACUGCAAAAUACAUUUAAAUAUGGUUCUCAAGAUUGCAUUCAAAUAUGAUUUACAUAGGAAACAUCUUAAAUACUGUGGGGAAUAUUCUAUUGAUAUAAUGGUAACUUUUUUUGGACUUGUUUUUGCUCAGCAUUAAGUUUCAAAUGCUGCAUUUUGCUAGUUUCAUAUUUAAUCUAUAUUUUUAAUACAAAAACAGGUUAUAGAUCAUAUGAAAUGACAGGUUGCCUUCAGGGAAAAUUAAGUUUUUUCUUUUAAUAAGUGUGAUGCAAGAAUAAUACUAUUAAACUUUUCUAAAUAGGAAUUGUGUACCCCUUUGUCUAAGUAUACCAGUUCACACAAGGAAAUUAUAUUACUGAGAAAAAAUUUAGAAAAGGAAAAAAUCUACAAAUAUAUUCUGAGUAAGUUAAUUUUAACAGUUAAUGAAAGUCUCUGAAUUAGUGUAUUAUUUCCUGAGAGAUCACUUUAUGUCCAAAAAUUAAACAGUUAACUGACGAAGCAUUAGGUGAGGUGAAUGUGGUUACUGGGCAAGUGCACUAUGAGUGACAAAAACCAGGUCAUGGUCAGUGAUAUAAAUGGGUGACAUCAUUUGGGUAUUCAGUGAUCCAGACAUAGACGUGAGAAUUGUCUUUACAUUUUAUUUUAUCCUUUUUAUCUCCUUUUUAAUUUAAAAAUAAAUUUUAAACAAUUUUAAAUGUACAGAAAAGUUA